This is a messenger RNA of Protobothrops mucrosquamatus (brown spotted pit viper), 3816 nucleotides long. It is a transcript of the gene MTMR3, whose product is annotated as myotubularin related protein 3. Bases 24 to 3602 code for a protein of 1192 amino acids. Gene Ontology annotation, molecular function: phosphatidylinositol-3-phosphate phosphatase activity; protein phosphatase binding; metal ion binding. The record is from RefSeq and is a predicted model, not a curated record. The transcript is spliced from 19 exons. NCBI's taxonomy places the organism in Eukaryota, Metazoa, Chordata, Lepidosauria, Squamata, Viperidae. Gene Ontology annotation, biological process: regulation of autophagy; dephosphorylation.
GUUUAUUAUUAAUAGAUCUUUCCAUGAUAUAUAGCGCUGCAGAACUUGAAAGCAAGGGUGAGGACCUUGCCUUGCAACUCGGCUCUGUCAUGGAUGAAGAGACUCACCACAGCCUUGAAUGCAUCCAAGCUAAUCAGAUCUUCCCCAGGAAGCAGCUGAUCCGGGAGGAUGAAAAUCUCCAGGUGCCCUUUCUUGAACUCCAUGGAGAGAGCACCGAGUACGUGGGCCGAGCGGAUGACGCGGUCAUUGCCCUGUCCAACUACAGGCUUCACAUCAAAUUUAAGGAAUCUCUGGUGAACGUCCCGUUGCAGCUCAUAGAAAGUGUGGAAUGCCGGGAUAUUUUCCAGCUUCACUUGACCUGCAAAGAUUGCAAAGUUAUCCGGUGCCAGUUCUCUACUUUUGAGCAGUGUCAAGAGUGGCUGAAGCGGCUGAACAACGCCAUCCGCCCCCCCUCCAGGAUAGAGGACCUUUUCUCCUUUGCAUACCAUGCCUGGUGUAUGGAGGUGUACGCGAGUGAGAAGGAGCAACAUGGGGAUCUGUGUCGCCCAGGAGAGCACGUGACGUCGAGAUUCAAAAACGAGGUGGAGCGGAUGGGUUUUGACAUGAACAAUGCCUGGCGGAUCUCCAACAUCAACGAGAAGUACAAGCUCUGCAGUAGCUACCCUCAAGAACUCAUAGUGCCGGUCUGGAUAACGGACAAAGAGCUGGAAAGCGUGGCCAAUUUCCGAUCUUGGAAACGCAUCCCUGUGGUGGUUUACAGGCACCAGAACAACGGGGCAGUCAUUUCUCGCUGUGGGCAGCCCGAGGUCAGCUGGUGGGGCUGGAGAAACGCCGACGACGAACAUCUUGUCCAGUCAGUGGCCAAAGCCUGUGCCUCCGAUUCCAAGUUGAGCAGCGGUAAACUUAUGAAUGGGAACUGCUCACGAGAGUUCUCCAAUGGGGGAGACUUUUCUGAUGCAGAGUUUGAUUCUUCCAUCUCCAAUGCUUCCGGAGCAGAAAGCUUAGCCAUCCAGCCUCAGAAACUUUUGAUCUUAGAUGCACGCUCCUACACAGCCGCAGUCGCCAACAGAGCCAAAGGAGGGGGCUGUGAAUGUCCAGAGUACUACCCAAACUGUGAAGUGGUGUUCAUGGGAAUGGCCAACAUCCACUCUAUUCGGAAGAGUUUUCAGUCACUGAGGUUGCUCUGCACGCAGAUGCCAGACCCGGGAAACUGGCUGUCGGCUCUGGAGAGCACCAAGUGGCUCCAGCAUCUCUCUGUGCUUCUCAAAUCAGCCCUCCUGGUGGUUCACGCGGUGGACAGAGACCAGCGGCCUGUGCUGGUCCACUGCUCCGAUGGCUGGGAUCGGACCCCGCAGAUCGUGGCUCUGUCCAAGCUGCUGCUGGAUCCCUAUUACAGGACCAUUGAGGGUUUCCAAGUGUUGGUGGAGAUGGAAUGGCUGGACUUCGGCCAUAAGUUUGCAGACCGCUGUGGGCACGGCGAGAAUUCAGACGACCUCAACGAACGCUGCCCGGUGUUUCUGCAGUGGCUCGACUGCGUCCAUCAACUCCAGAGGCAGUUCCCCUGCUCCUUCGAGUUUAACGAAGCAUUCCUUGUCAAGCUGGUGCAACACACCUACUCCUGCCUCUUUGGUACAUUCCUGUGCAACAACGCGAAGGAGAGAGGCGAGAAGCACACCCAAGAAAGGACCUGCUCAGUGUGGUCCCUGCUACGAGGAGGAAACAAGGCCUUCAAAAACCUGCUUUACUCCUCCCAGUCUGAAUCUGUGCUGUAUCCCGUGUGUCAUGUGCGCAACUUAAUGCUGUGGAGUGCCGUGUACCUGCCUUGCUCCUCACCUUCCACCCCUGUGGAUGACACCUGUGCUCCUUAUCCAGUCGCCGGCUCGAACCCUGAGGAUCAGCCUCUGAGCAGGCUCCCAAAGACCAGGUCCUUUGACAAUCUGACCACAGCCUGCGACAGCAGCCUACCAACCCCUAACCGGCGGAGUAGCGACCCCAGCCUCAAUGAGAAAUGGCAGGAACAUCGCCGAUCCCUGGAGCUCAGCAACCUCGGGAAUCCGGGAGAGGACCUGUUUGACGGCGAAAGUUUGGGCAAACCAGGCAGGACUCUGAUGGGAGCAGAGCUUUCGUUGGCUGUGGCCGAGGGGCAGAUGGAAAACAUCUUGCAAGAAGCCACCAAAGAAGAGGGGAGCCUUGAGGAGAAUAUGAGGUUUGGCCAAGAGAGGGCAGGGAAGGAAGGAGAAGGGGAUCUCACGCGAGACAAGGAACACAGGACUGAACCCCCGGCUGGUUCUGCGACUAACAGCGUUUGUGAAAAAUCCAACCCGGAUGGAGAAACCUUGUUAGACAAUCCAGUUUCUAAUCAACAGGUGGUAUCACAGGGUGCUUCUGAGCUUCAAGGCCCAGAGGAGGGACACCCAGCUGUCCCUUGCACGGUCCAGAAGCCAACUCAGGGGGGAGAGGUACCGCUUGGCUUUUGGGACAAUCCUGGAAAUAGUGAAGUUUCACGAGAGGAGGAGGAGGAGGAGGGUGUUAAUAGAAGUUCAGCAGAAGCUGAAAAUGCCCCCAGCCCUGCCCAUCCUAUCCCAUGUCCUGUAGGACUUGAGGCAGCCACACCAAAUAUGGAGAGCUCAACAGAGACCUUAACAGAGACGGGAGCCAGGGCAGAAAGGGUACAGCCCAGGUCUCCCCGUUUGCGUCCUCCCACUGCGGCCAGCAGCGUCGACGAACUUUCCCAGACGGAAGAUCAUCGGCCGGAGAGGGAGGACUUAGUGGACGCUCACAAGCUGGCCGCUGCUCUAAAUAGGACUCCUUACAGCAGCAACCCUUCCCCAUGUGCCUUGCCUUUAACUGACUUUAAAGAGGUGGUCUGCAACGGAGACCUCGCUUCCGAGAACAAGAUGGCCGAGAGCCCGGCGGGCUUUGCCGCUCCCCAGAAACACGCCGCGCCCAACGGGCACUACGUGAACGGGGACGAGAUCCGGGCGAAAGUUCCCCUCAGCCGGCAGAUCUCCGCCGGCAGCCGCAGCUCCACCCCGCUGCAUCUGAGGAACGUGCACCACAAGUGGGUUCACACCAUCCCAGGCCGGCAGCAGACGGCGGGCAGCCCGGACCAGCCUGCCCGGAAUCACCUGGAUGACGACGGGAUGCCGAUCUACGCCGACGUCAUUCAGCAGCGCCUCCGCCAGAUUGAAAGCGGGCACCAGCAGGAGGUGGAGAGCCUGAAGAAGCAGGUGCAGGAGUUGAGGAGUCGGCUGGAAAGCCAAUAUCUGAACAGCUCGCUGCGCUUCAACGGGGAGUAUGGGGACGAAGUGGUGACACGGUGGCUCCCCGAUCACCUGGCUGCGCACUGUUACGGCUGUGACAGUGUCUUCUGGCUGGUCAGCAGAAAACACCACUGCAGGGACCCCGAAUGUGUUGAUCAGACUUGGAAUUGUGGAAAUGUGUUUUGCUCCAGCUGCUGUAACCAGAAGGCGCCGGUCCCCAGCCAACAGCUCUUCGAACCCAGCCGGGUCUGCAAAACCUGCUACAGCAGCUUGCACCUCCCCAGUGGCUCCAGCCUUGAGCUCGAACUGGACAAGCCCAUUGCGGCCACCUCAAACUGAGGCUCCAGCCUGGAAGGAGAGCUGGGAGGAGACAAAGCCGCCUUUGUCCCUUGAGGGAAGACACACCAAUUUCCCGGUGGACUGAAGCUGGUAGGAUGGGAGGAGCUGUGCACUUUGAGCUGGAAGUACAGGUUGCUGCUCGGAGGGGAGAGGACGAUGGGUAGAUAGAUCCUGGCGGAGCUGUCCUUCCCCACUGUUACUACUCCUUCCCUUC